Molecule: messenger RNA, 2801 nt
Organism: Balaenoptera ricei (Rice's whale)
Lineage: Eukaryota; Metazoa; Chordata; Mammalia; Artiodactyla; Balaenopteridae
Gene: KLHL17
Product: kelch like family member 17
Exons: 12
Coding region: 214-2148 (644 amino acids)
Molecular function (GO): protein binding
Source: RefSeq, a predicted model, not a curated record
AGAUUGGGAGGAUUCGUGCGCUACGCGGCGCCCCCGAAACCUCGGGGGAGCGCGGGAGGCGGAGCGGGCGGCGCCGAGAAACAGCGGCUGCGGGCAAGCGGCGGGAGCGAGGAACGCGGAGCCUGCCGCCACCGCCGAGCAGUCCUCCAGCCGUCCGGCGUCCGCUUGUCUGUGCGUCCUCCGCGGAUCGGCGGCGGGCCGGCGGCCGAACCCAUGCAGCCGCGCAGCGAGCGCCCGGCCGGCAGGACGCAAAGUCCAGAGCACGGCAGCCCGGGGCCCGCGCCCGAGGCGCCGCCGCCGCCGCCGCCGCCGCCGCAGCCGGCAGCCCCCGAGGCAGAGCGUGCCCGGCCCCGGCAGGCCCGGCCCACGGGCCCCAUGGAGGGCGCAGUGCAGCUGCUGAGCCGCGAGGGCCACACGGUAUCCCACAACUCCAAGCGGCACUACCACGACGCCUUCGUGGCCAUGAGCCGCAUGCGGCAGCGCGGCCUCCUGUGUGACAUCGUCCUGCACGUGGCUGCCAAGGAGAUCCGGGCACACAAGGUGGUGCUGGCCUCCUGCAGCCCCUACUUCCACGCCAUGUUCACAAAUGAGAUGAGUGAGAGCCGUCAGACGCAUGUGACGCUGCACGACAUCGACCCUCAGGCCUUGGACCAGCUGGUGCAGUUUGCGUACACGGCCGAGAUUGUGGUGGGGGAAGGCAACGUACAGACUCUGCUCCCGGCCGCCAGCCUCCUGCAGCUGAAUGGGGUCCGUGACGCCUGCUGCAAGUUCCUGUUGAGUCAGCUCGACCCCUCCAACUGUCUGGGCAUCCGGGGCUUCGCCGACACACACUCGUGCAGCGACCUGCUCAAGGCGGCACACAGGUACGUGCUGCAGCACUUCGUGGACGUGGCCAAGACUGAAGAGUUCAUGCUGUUGCCGCUGAAGCAGGUGCUGGAACUGGUCUCUAGCGACAGCCUGAACGUGCCUUCAGAGGAGGACGUCUACCGUGCCGUCCUGAGUUGGGUCAAGCACGACGUGGACGCCCGGAGGCAGCACGUUCCUCGGCUGAUGAAGUGUGUACGCCUGCCCCUGCUGAGCCGGGACUUCCUGCUGGGCCACGUGGACGCCGAGAGCCUGGUGCGGCACCACCCGGACUGCAAGGACCUGCUCAUUGAGGCCCUCAAGUUCCACCUGCUGCCCGAGCAGAGGGGCGUCCUGGGCACCAGCCGCACCCGGCCCCGGCGCUGUGAGGGCGCCGGCCCUGUGCUCUUCGCUGUGGGUGGUGGGAGCCUGUUCGCCAUCCACGGGGACUGCGAAGCGUACGACACGCGCGCUGACCGCUGGCACGUGGUGGCCUCAAUGUCCACGCGCCGGGCCCGGGUGGGCGUGGCGGCAGUCGGGAACCGGCUGUACGCCGUGGGCGGUUACGAUGGGACUUCAGACCUGGCCACCGUAGAGUCCUACGACCCUGUGACCAACACCUGGCAGCCUGAGGUGUCCAUGGGCACGAGGCGCAGCUGCCUGGGUGUGGCUGCCCUGCACGGGCUCCUGUACGCGGCCGGUGGCUACGACGGGGCCUCCUGCCUCAACAGCGCCGAGCGCUACGACCCCCUGACGGGAACGUGGACGUCGAUCGCCGCCAUGAGCACCCGGAGGCGAUACGUGCGCGUGGCCAUGCUCGAUGGGAACCUGUACGCCGUGGGCGGUUACGACAGCGCGUCACACCUGGCCACCGUGGAGAAGUAUGAGCCCCAGGUGAACUCCUGGACGCCCGUGGCCUCCAUGCUGAGCCGGCGCAGCUCCGCGGGCGUGGCGGUGCUGGAGGGGGCCCUCUACGUGGCUGGCGGCAACGACGGCACCAGCUGCCUCAACUCUGUGGAGAGAUACAGCCCCAAGGCGGGUGCCUGGGAGAGUGUGGCGCCCAUGAACAUCCGAAGGAGCACGCACGACCUGGUGUCCAUGGAUGGCUGGCUGUACGCCGUAGGGGGCAACGACGGCAGUUCCAGCCUCAACUCCAUUGAGAAGUACAACCCGAGGACCAACAAGUGGGUGGCCGCGUCCUGCAUGUUCACACGGCGCAGCAGCGUGGGCGUGGCAGUGCUCGAGCUGCUCAACUUCCCGCCGCCCUCUUCGCCCACGCUGUCCGUGUCGUCCACCAGCCUCUGACCCGUGGCGCGGCUGCACAGAGGCCCGCCCGCGGCCUCCCACGUGCCUUAAGCCCCCUGGGCCCAGCGCCUCCCUCCCCUGCGCAUGGGGCGGGGCUCGGCCCCCACCAGGAACGUCCGGGGCCGUCUGUCCAGUCUCCGCGCGUCUAGGCCGUGGGUUUCUGUGUUCCUUCCUCAGUGUUUGUGUGUGUGCCGUUUAUUUAUUCACUCGUUUAUUUAUUGAUUGGUGGCGAGCAGGCUGCAGCUGCCAGUUUCUCCGUUUACUCUUAAAGUGUCGUAUCUCUGGGACCAAGCCUCCCUCUUGGGUGUCCUCCCACCGUGCUGGGGGCACUGGGGAGCGACAGGGUGGGCACUGGCGUUGCCCGUGGGUAAGGGGCCAACUUGGACUCUGUAGACCUGGAGGGACCAAGGGGUGAUGCAGAGCAGUUAUUGGGGGGGGGGGGGCUUUCUGAGCAGGUGCAGACCCCCAGCCUGAGCUUUGCACACCUCCUUGCCUCGCCCAGCCAGGCACACUCCUGGCAGGGGGGCACGAAUUGGGCUUCCUUCCCGUGGCUGUGGUGUCAUUUCUGGAUCCUGCACUGAGCUGGGCACACGUGCACCGCAGACCGCAUACAGCAAUAUGAGCCACUUGAACAAUAAACAUGUUUCCUGGGC